CUUUCCUACGUCCCCUGGUCACCCGGGUAUGUGUAUCUGUCUGAACACGCCCUAGUUGACAUCCUCUGGGCGAACGAAGAUACCAAGCAGCUGCUGGAGCGUAUUCUGCCUCUCAAUAAUCCUUCCAAGACUGCAAUGUAUGAGUGUGUACAGGGAACAAAAGGGGUUUUGAUACAGGCUCUCUUUUGUGACAUUGGAGGUGAUCGCAUGGUUCGUGGAUAUCAAGACAAAGUAUCCCUGCAGUCACAGGACAAAGAUCUAACUCGGUUCAAACUCAAAGGAACGAUUUCUACCAACGGUCUAGUUCUGAAUCUACUUGCCUAUGACACAACCCAGACGAAGAGACAGCAGCAGUCUGACGUAGAUGAAGAAGACCCCAGCCAAGAACUGGAGCUUUCUCAGGGAUUUCUCAACACGACGUGUUCAAAGGCGGCCGGGCGAUGCCCAUCCGCAAACACCACAACUAUCGUCGGAUGUGAUCCUGGUAUUGUUAACGCCCUUACGUUUUCCUCGCUGGACCCUCACAACCCUAACUUGCGGCAAACGGUAAAGGUGAGAAGCAGGUUCUUGUACCUCCCGAAGCGUGAAAAAGGAAUGAUUGAGGUUGAGAGCGCCAUCCCUGUGUUUGGAAGGGAUACGUAUAAUGAGUACUUUCAAUGGAUGAACGAGGAGUCUCAGACACAGACAGGAUCAACGAAUUUGGAUGUGCUUCAAGAGUUCUACGAAUCCAGAUGGCAUCCUGAAAAAAAAAUGGGACCUACGAAAGGCUCAACGAGCUACGUUCGACUACGCGUACAGCGAGUGUUGAAGAUGCUUGGGGAUAAAGGAGUGCUUGUCGUCGGCCUAGGGUCCUUUGAAAGUAUAUUCUUCGACCGUGACGCAGUAGGGGCGGAAAACAUCGCAAGAAUCGGUCUUGCUCAAAUUGAGAGACAAGAGAGGCCUGCAAAGUACAAGCCCACGGAAGAGUCGCCUGCUCCGGCUGCAAAGCGCGCACGACGCUAGACACAA
This is a messenger RNA of Lobosporangium transversale, 1008 nucleotides long. RefSeq lists its product as hypothetical. The annotation marks the transcript as partial. Lineage: Eukaryota; Fungi; Mortierellomycota; Mortierellomycetes; Mortierellales; Mortierellaceae. The transcript is spliced from 4 exons. The record is from RefSeq and is a predicted model, not a curated record.